AUGAGCAGUGAAAACCAGAGUUUCUUGGGGGAUCUGCCUAAAAACUUCAUCCUUCUGGGUGUCUCUGACAGGCCAUGGCUGGAACCCCCUCUCUUUGUGGUCCUCCUGGUGUCCUACACUCUGGCCAUUUUGGGCAACAUUGCCAUCAUCUUGGUGUCCUGGCUGGAUUCCCAGCUCUAUAGCCCCAUGUACAUCUUCCUCAGCCACCUGUCCUUCCUGGACCUCUGCUACACCACGACAACAGUCCCACAGAUGCUGGUCAACAUGGGCAGCUCUAAGAAGACCAUCAGCUAUGGGGGCUGCACAGUGCAGUAUGCAAUUUUCCAUUGGUUGGGCUGCACUGAGUGCAUCAUCUUGGCCACCAUGGCCCUGGACCGCUACGUGGCCAUCUGUGAGCCUCUCAGGUACACUGUCAUCAUGCACCGUGUUCUCUGCCAGAAGCUGGUAGCUACAGCCUGGGUCAGUGGCUUUGGCAACUCCCUUGUCCAAGUAGUCUUGACAGUGCAGUUGCCUUUCUGUGGGCGACAAUUGCUAAACAACUUCUUCUGUGAGGUGCCAGCCAUGAUCAAGCUGUCAUGUGCUGAUACAACUGUGAAUGAUGACACACUGGCCGUGUUGGUGGCUUUCUUUGUGCUGGUUCCCCUCGCUUUCAUCCUCCUCUCCUACUGCUUCAUUGCCCGUGCGGUGCUCAGGAUCCAGACUUCCAAAGGGUGGCACAAGGCCUUUGGCACCUGUUCUUCCCAUCUGAUAGUGGUCUCCCUUUUCUACCUCCCUGCCAUCUACAUGUACCUGCAGCCCCCUUCCAGCUACUCCCAAGAGCAGGGUAAGUUUAUCUCCCUCUUCUAUUCCAUCAUCACCCCCACCCUCAAUCCCUUCAUCUACACCCUGAGGAAUAAGGAUGUGAAGGGAGCUCUGAGAAGACUCCUGGAGAGGAUCUGGAGGUUCUGCAGAAGAUGA
Messenger RNA from Choloepus didactylus (southern two-toed sloth), 957 nucleotides. RefSeq names its product olfactory receptor 2B11. Gene Ontology annotation, biological process: G protein-coupled receptor signaling pathway. NCBI's taxonomy places the organism in Eukaryota, Metazoa, Chordata, Mammalia, Pilosa, Megalonychidae. The coding region runs from base 1 to 957 and encodes 318 amino acids. The transcript has a single exon. The record is from RefSeq and is a predicted model, not a curated record. Gene Ontology annotation, molecular function: G protein-coupled receptor activity; olfactory receptor activity. Gene Ontology annotation, cellular component: membrane.